Messenger RNA from Aplysia californica (California sea hare), 1303 nucleotides. Its product is annotated as metabotropic glutamate receptor-like. Gene Ontology annotation, biological process: G protein-coupled glutamate receptor signaling pathway; regulation of synaptic transmission, glutamatergic. Gene Ontology annotation, molecular function: group II metabotropic glutamate receptor activity. The transcript is spliced from 4 exons. NCBI's taxonomy places the organism in Eukaryota, Metazoa, Mollusca, Gastropoda, Aplysiida, Aplysiidae. The record is from RefSeq and is a predicted model, not a curated record. Bases 151 to 843 code for a protein of 230 amino acids. Gene Ontology annotation, cellular component: membrane.
GUACGUCCUGUGUCUCUGCAGGCAAUCCGUAUCCACCGAAUCUUCCAGGGCGGAAAGAAAUCUACAACCAAGGUCCGCUUCAUCAGCCCCAAGUCACAGUUACUGUUUGCCUGGAUUCUCAUACUAGUCCAGGUCGUUCUCUGUAUCAUUAUGACAGUCCUCUACAAGCCCUCAGCGGUCUACGUGCACAUCGUCAAGACAGAAAAUUACGUUGAGCUGAGCUGUGAUUGGACAAUCCCUGGCCUGGCCUCCUUCCUGUCCUACAACCUCGUUCUGGUGGGGCUGUGUAGCGUGUUCGCCUUCAAGACUCGCAAACUUCCAGACAAUUUUAACGAAUCCCGGUUCAUCAGUCUGUGUGUCUACACCACGCUCAUCAUCUGGAUGGCCUUUGUGCCUACCUACUUCACAGCCAAUAGACAGUACCUGAAGACACUCCUCCUCUCCCUCUCCCUCAUCGUCAACCACACCGUAGCCGUCAUCUUCCUCUUCCUCCCCAAAAUCUACGCUGCUGUCCACCUCAUCCCCACCACCAGCAUCGGCAGGGCAGCUCACAGCAGCAACAACGAAGACCAGAACAACCCCAACUACCACAACUACCACCGCGACGGCAUCACCACUUUCAACACCAGCAACAGCACCAGACUCACCAUGGGCGUAUCGGGAAACCUCACUGUCCCCGGAAGUGGAAGCGUGAUCGCGUCACAGACUGUUGGCCACGCCUUUCAAGAAACCCAGCCCCACGCCAGAAAUGCCAAUGGAGGAUCGGGCAGUAAUUUGAAUACAUUGACUACGAUCAAUGUGAGAGAUAUCGUUCCCUCGGACAUCCCAGGAUCCCAUGCGUGACACACUGUUAACAUAGAGUUGCACACUUUUAAACAUCGAGUGACACACGUCUAACAUAGAGUGAUGACACACUUUUGAAAUAGGAUGAAACACUUUUAACAUAGAUUGGUACAUUUUUUAACAUCGUGUGACACACUUUUAACAUAGAGUGAUGACACACUAUUGGAAUAGAGUGAAACAUUUUUAACAUUGAGUGAUAACACACUUUUCACAUCAAUUGGCAUACCUUUUACAUAGAGCGACACACUUUUAACUCGGAGUGACAAACGUUUAACAUUGAGUGUCAUGCUUUAACAUGAGUGACACACCGUUAAUAUCAACACCGCGUGACACACUUUAAUCAUUGAGUGACACACCUAUAAUAUCAACACCGAGUGACACACUUUUAGCUCACUGAGACGCGCAUUUUGAUCAUUCAACAACGCUUGAAGACGCGCUGUUUUUGGGGCACUUUAAACAA